This is a messenger RNA of Exaiptasia diaphana, 2139 nucleotides long. Its product is annotated as SH3 domain-binding protein 5. Gene Ontology annotation, cellular component: cytoplasm. NCBI's taxonomy places the organism in Eukaryota, Metazoa, Cnidaria, Anthozoa, Actiniaria, Aiptasiidae. The record is from RefSeq and is a predicted model, not a curated record. The transcript is spliced from 7 exons. Bases 93 to 1820 code for a protein of 575 amino acids. Gene Ontology annotation, biological process: negative regulation of protein tyrosine kinase activity; intracellular signal transduction. Gene Ontology annotation, molecular function: protein kinase inhibitor activity.
ACAUUUGAUKCCUUCAGCAUUGUGCCAUGCUGUGCAUGGAUCGAUUUGUUCUUUUAUAGUAGCUCAGUUURUGAUUGGAAUUUUAUCUCGAAAUGGAGGAAGAAGUAGUGAACAGUGAUGAGAGCUACACCGACGACGACGAAGAGGAAGAGUUAGACCCUAGAAUUCAGGAUGAAUUAGAGAAAUUGAAUGCUGCCACGAAUUCCAUAAAUCAUCUUGAAGCUGAGCUAGAUGAAGCACGUGCAGUAUUCAGACAAACCUUAGCUGGAGCUACACAACAUCUGAAUGGGGUUGCUCAAAAACUUGGAAAGUGUGUUGAUAAAUCAAGACCAUUUUAUGAAUCAUAUAGACAACUACGCCAGUCACAUGGCAUGCUUCAAAAAUCAACCAACCAGUUUGAGAGAGCUACAGGCAUGCAUAUUGCAGCCAGAACAAGAGUUCAAGAGGCAGAGAAGAGAGUUUUUGGUGCUGGUCCAAAAAGGGCUUUUGAUACUGCACUCCAAGAAAUGCUAAAUCAAGCAACAAUAGAGGUCAAUGAAGCUGAGAAAUUGAAAAGAGACAGCUGGAAACAGCAUCAAGAAGAUUUGAAGGCUUAUAGGGAUUUAGAACUUAAAGUAAAAAAGCUGUAUAAGAAGCUCAAAAGCUCAGUGGAAAAGGCAAAACCCUACUUUGAACAAAAGAAAGACUUUGACCGUCAUCUGUGGCAACUAAAGUUACGAGUGGAUUCCAUCCUGUUAGGCUUGUCUGGUGCUAAGGAAAACUAUUCUGCCUGCCUAAAGUCACUGGAAGUCAUAAGUGAUGACAUCCAUGAAAAAAGAAAAAGCAAGCGAAUGGAAACUAUGCUCUCAAAGCUGCAAGAACGAGAGUCCGGUGUGGGUGCAGACUCAUCAACUGAAGAUGAAACCUCCCUUCAUGCAAGCAAUCUUGAUUUAGACUUUGAUAGCUCAUUGAACUUUGACAAACUGGAUGUGUUAUCUGAUGAUUUAGGUGACGAUCUUAGCAAUUUAAGUACAGCCCGAGCAGCAUCAUGCUCAAACCUAGAAAUAAGUGCUUCAGGUGGAAACAAUCUCACUUCUGACACACGUGUUGUGUAUGGUUUAGAAUCAUCUGUAAGUGAGUGUAACAAAGAUAGAAAAGAACAAACAGUGGAAGGUGACAGUUACAAACAGUCAGAAGAUACUAAAACUAAAGACAUAGACAUUGCAGAAAACAGUAAUAUUGGGCUUGAAGUGAAUAAACAAUUGACAGAAGAUAAAUCUAGUGAUAUUGAAGUAGGGUCUGUUUCAUCAUCAACAUGUAAUGUUUCUGAAGACCUUUCUAAAAAAUCUACAACAGAUGAAUCUAUUAAUUUGGAAAAUACUUCUCACCUCCAAUCAAGUCAAGAUGAAAUCUCAAGAGAAGAUUCUACUAUUGUGGUUCAAGGAGAUUCUCAAAGCCAGACAGUUGACAUUUCUAGUCUAGAGAAAGAAAGAAGUUGUCAAGAUGAGGUCAGGCAAGGUGAAGUUUCACCUGCAAGAGAUGAAUUGAGUGUUACAGAUGAAAAGACACUGCAAGUGGAAGCUAGUGAGGCAGUGACAACUACACAUGGAGAUGAAGCAUUAUCUUCUAAAAGUGAAUCAGAGGUGUCAAGGGAAACGUCUCCAAACCAAAUACUUAAUGUUGAUCCAGUGGCCAGUGGAGAAGAAAGUACAUGUUCACAGAACCAAAUCAACCAUGACAACUUGCCAAAAACAAAUGAAUCAAGGGCAUCAGAAGAAACUUCACUCCAAGACGAUUUAGAUGCUAGUGCUUCUCAAGAUGAACCAACUGUGGUUGAAUAAACCUAUUAUAACUAGACAAAGGACUAAAAUAGUGACCUGCCCGGGUAUUCUUCCCAUGACAUAUCAAGAUAAAUAGCCUAAUGAAUGGAUCUAUAAUUGUGCAACAAUUCUCAAUUUCCUGCAACUCCAGGAGUAGGAAAAGACAAAAUUGAGGGUGCAUUUUUACUCACAAUUCCAGAACUGACCAAAAAAUGCAYUAACUUGUAAAUAAAUCUUAUCCAUUAGAGCAGAAAGGACUCUUGAUUGUCAAUUUUUUGAUAAAUUACAAAGAGAAAUAUUUGAUUAGUAGAUUGUUUUAUUAAAAUUGAAGUUAUUAUUA